GAGUACGAGGAGAGUGAGGCUAAUAUGCCAGUCGUGAGCGCGAUUCCGUCGCGCCGCGUACUUGAGGAGCCGCACGCGGCGAACGAGCGGCGGGAAAGAACGAAGGGCUGAAAGAAGCGCGCAGAGAGAGGGAGUCUCCCCCCAUCUCCCCCUCCCUCCCCAAAAAAAGAAGAAAGGAUCCUGUCUCGUUGAAGGGAUAGUCGGGAUGCGUUCAGUCCGUCCACGUUCGCCGUCGGGAACGCAACCGGAAGACCGAUUUUCCCCCGCGAGGAACUGCUUCUUCCUAUUCCCGACAGGAACUGUGAACGGAAACUUCCUCCUCGUCGAACUAAACGACACGUCUUCCGCGGUUGCACCCGAAUUCCCGAAGAUCUCAGUUAAAACCGUCUCGCGACUUCGAACCACUUGUUGUGAAUACCGCGAAUCUCUGCCGAACGAUUCCGAGUGAGUGAGCUUUGGAGCAAAUUUUAUCUUCAAGAAGACAAAAUCGUCGCGAACGAGAAACGAUGAUCUACCGCGAUAAGAGGAUCCUCGGGAUUUUUGUCUUGCUCAACGUAGUCGCAGAGUUGCCGGCGAAUCAGACGGAUUCGCCAAAAACGGAUGUGGUCGAAGAGACGGAAGAAAUUACUACCAAAAGGAUUUUGCCCGACAGAUGUCUUUUCAAGACAGAAUCGGGACCCUGCAAGAACUACGUUCACAAAUGGACCUUCAACAAGGCCGAAGGAAAGUGCCGAACUUUUCCGUACGGCGGUUGUAUGGGAAAUGAAAAUCGGUUUAACUCGGAAGCGGAGUGUCUAUAUUAUUGCAUCGGUGGUGCCGAUCAUACGCUACCGCCUCAUGUAACAAAGAGUAACGUAUUUGUCACAACGAGCACCACGACAACGAGCACUCCACCAUCCUCAACCACCACACCACGACCGACAUUUACACCCCCGAAACCGACGAAACCGCCAGUACCGAGGCAUCUACGAGGAAAGGAGUUGACUUUUAUGGAAUCUGGUCACGAUAAAACAUUUAUGUUCGCACAAAGUAAUACUUUCAUCCAGCUCGAUGGCCCUGGCAUUAAAACUUUCCAAUUGAGAUUAUGUCGCGAGAUAUCUUUCAAGUUUCGCACCAAGCUUCCACACGGUUUACUAGUUUAUCACAGUGUCAAAGAUCGUCCAGAGGGCCUCCAGCCUUACGCCCUUUAUGUGAUAGUAGAGAAGGGUCAGCUGAAAGUUGUUCAUGUAUUCGGCAAGCAAUCGACUAGCUUAACAGUCGGCCAAGGGCUCAACAGAGACGAGUGGCAUAGCGUUCUCGUGAGGAUCGACGUGCACGGGGCAAAGUUAAUCGCUAAAGUCGACGAUAAGCAGGCCGAGACUACUCUGAAAGUUUUAAAAAGCGAGAAGCUAAGAAAUUAUGGGGUAUCCGAAGAACUGGCCUCGGUCGUUCUUAUCGGAGGACUGAGUUCCGAAGAACGAUUACACGGGGUGAAGUACAUAAUAGAAUCCUUUGUCGGUUGCAUCAGGGAUAUGGUUCUGAGUUCCGGAAAAUCCGCCAGCGAUUUGCUGCCCAUUCGGCCAUUAAUCGCGACCAAGCACGAGAAUGUUAAGGAAGGAUGCAUCGAUAAGUGCAGAACACAAGAGAACUUGUGCUUCGUCCCCGAUCAAUGUGUGAAUCACUACAAUAGUCUGACGUGCGACUGUUUCGGCACGAAUUACGAAGGCGAACGUUGCGAUGUAUACACCGCCACUAUACUGACGCUGAGAGGCUCCUCGUACGUGUCGUUCCGCGUGUACGAUUGGAAGGAUCGUGUUCACUCGUCUGUCAACAGGAUCAGCCUCGCUUUUAAGACAAAAUGGGACGAUUCCGCCUUAUUUUACGCUUCCGGUGAAAUCGACGGCACGCCGCACUACAUCGCGGCUUCCAUUGUAAAUGCAUCAGUUCACGUUGUACUCGAUUUCGGGCAUAAUUCGAAGAUCUCCACCACGUUGGGCAGUGACGUCACGUCCGAUCAUUGGAACAACUUGACCAUAUUCCAUAACGGGUCUACCGUCUUCGUCAGCUUAGACGACGAGAAGAAGGUACUGGAAGUACCGGGAGAAAAUUGGGAUAUAAUCAUCGAUCCGGAGAUAUACAUCGGCGGUGGUCCAGAACUCCACAAGAAGAAGGGUCUUUUGUCGCACAAUAAUUUUGCAGGUUCCUUGAAGUACGUGUUCUUCAACGACAAGUCGAUUAUAUACGAAUUGAAGCGCUCCAACCCUAUGGUGCACUACAUUGGUGUGCUGGAGCCGGAAUAUUACGAAGCCAACGUCGAAGUCAUUCCGAUCACAUAUCCCUUCGCGGGAAGCCACAUCUGGUGGCCGAUCGAGCGAACCGAUUCGUUGAAGUUGAACUUCGACUUUAAAAGUUCAAAGCCAAUUGCGAUUGUCGCUUCCGGAAAUGUAAAGAGCAACCUCGGUGUUGGUUACUGGGAGUUACGUCAAGUCAAUGACGAAAUUCGUUUCCAAUUGGUACCAGUUAUAACGGAGAACAUCACGGUGUCAACUUCGGUGAAGUUUCCGCCUUACAACACUUCCUGGCACGCGGUUGAGCUUAAUUACACAAAGGGCGAAAUCAACAUUCUUCUCGAUUACAGGAUUAAGCAGCACAAGGCCCUCACUACGUUUGAGUUGGAUGAUAAAGUUAUCAUAGGAAGUGGUAAAAGUAACGCGGGUCUAGUAGGAUGUAUGCGCGAGAUACGAGUAAACAAUCAAAGAAUCGAACCUAGGCAGGUAAUUAACACCGACAGAGUGGUCGGAGAAGUCGCUUUAGACAAUUGUCAAUUUGUGGAUCCGUGCAAAAGGCCGAACACUUGCGAACAUGGCGGUAAAUGUUCGGUCAAAGAAGACAGGAUCACGUGUGAUUGCACAGACACUGGAUAUAUAGGAAAGAACUGCCACUUUGCACAAUACAGAAAAACAUGUGAAGAGUUAGCUCUUCUGGGGUACACGCAAGACGAUGUUUAUAAAAUCGACAUCGAUGGAAACGGUAAAUUCCCGCCAGCUUUAGUAAAGUGCGAAUUCCAAUCGAUCGAAGAUUCAACUAAAACAAUCGUUGAGCACAAUUUACCCUCCCAAGUGGACGUGAGAUCUAUCACUGAAAAUGACUUUUCCUUCAACAUCAAGUAUAGACAGUUCACCGCCGAAAUGCUUCAGGAGCUGAUCUCGCAUUCGCUUUAUUGCAGUCAAUAUGUAAAGUAUGACUGUUACAAGGCACCCUUGGAGCUGCACAGCGCCACGUGGUUUCUGGGCUCCAAAAAUACCACCGUCGAUUACAUUGGAAACGUGAAUCGCGGAUCCUGCCCUUGCGGAAUGAACAGAACAUGCGUGAACUCCAACUUGAGCUGUAACUGCGACGUGUCCGCCGGAAACGCCGGAAAGUGGCUCUCAGAUGAGGGACACUACGAAACACCUGAUUCCUUAGGCAUUACCGGAAUGGUAUUCUUGCAACAGAGAGAUCUCGAUGAAGAUGCUCGGGGACGUAUCACUUUAGGGCCAUUGGAAUGCGUUGAAACGAAUACACAGAAAUACGUGGUAACGUUCACGACAUCGCAAUCGUAUAUCGAAGUACCUGGUUGGAGGAAAGGUGAUAUAGCCUUCAGCUUUCGAACGACAGGCGAGAAAGCUAUUCUUCUGUAUCAACCGCCGAUUCGGAGCAACUAUCCCUCCUUCAUGGUCGCUCUAACGUCAGAAUAUCGGCUGACUUUUAAUUUCACCCUAAAUACCGGUACCAAUCGCGAAUUACAAGUGGAUAGCCGACGAAAACUGAAUAAUGGCGAGUGGCAGAAGAUUUGGAUCGACUACAACGACUAUCACGUAAGAUUUAUGAUCAACACUGACUUUCGAAUGGCGGAUUUGCUUCCCGAAGAAGAAUUCGGACCCUUCGAGGGAUCCAUGUUCAUCGGCGGUGCUACUGCAGAGCACUCGAAGACUUCCUCCGUUCAACAAGGUCUAAUCGGCUGCUUUCGUGGUCUCGUUGUCAACGGAGAAAUAUUAGACAUCCAUAGUUAUAUGUCGGUACAUCUGUCGGAAAUCAUCAAAGACUGCAAGCCUUCGUGUCAACCUAAUAAGUGCCAGAACGGCGCUAGAUGUGUCGAGUUGUGGAGUAAUUUCGAAUGCGUGUGCGAAAAUCAAUGGGCACACAUAGGCACUUAUUGCGAGACAAAUAUCAACGACAGAGCUCUGACGUUCACCUCACCUGGAGCAUUCUUGAGAAAGAAUUACUUUGGAUCAGACGACAACGAGGAGAAAUCACAACUGAAAAGCAUGCUACAGGAAAAUAUUUUAAUUAAUUUAAGAACUUACGAUACUUAUUCUCUGAUACUGUAUGCAAACGAUCAUUUGAACAAUUUUGCGCAUCUCUACAUCUCAAACGGUACCAACAUCGUAUACCUUUUCAAUGCUGGCAACGAGAUAAAAAAUAUCACUGUGGAAAAUCCUAAUGUCAACACGGGAAUCUCCAUACAGAUCGCUAUAAUUCGAGACAAGAAUUGGACUACAUUAUAUGUGAACGAAUAUAACGUCACAUUAAAUGCAACACCAGUAUUUCUGAACACGUAUUCAAAUCAACCUUGGACAAAUCCAGAGAAAGAAGUUCUUGCGCCGCAACGGCCGCCGGCACCUCCUGCCGAUUAUUUCCAAGUAAAUUUAGGAGGAUUCGAUUCCAAUCUGCUCAGAGUCGGAAAAGAAGGAGCCUUAAUUCAAGGUUACAUUGGUUGCUUACGAGGACUAAUGAUCGGCAAGUAUCGCAUCGAUCUACCGAGUUUAGCCAGCGAAGCGAAUCAUGAAGGGAGUAAAGGUGUUCUACCGAAUUGUCAAAUGAAAUGCGACAUGAUGCCUUGCAAAAAUUUAGGAAUCUGCACGGAAGAUUUCGGUAGACAGGAGUCUUCCUGUAAUUGCGAGCUGACGUCUUACUUUGGCGAACAUUGUGCCGAUGAAAAGGGCGCCGAUUUCAGUGGGGAAAGUGUACUUCAGCGCGAAUUCGAAUUGGAGGGCGAAGUGAAUCAGGUGAAAGUACAGCUGGCAUUCUCAACGAACGAACUACGACAGCGAACCACCGCGUUGCUGCUGGUACAGACCGACAACAAAAGAAGCUAUUACUUAUUGGUGGCCUUGACGUCCGAGGGGCAACUCAUCUUCGAAGAAGACAGGGAUGGUUCCGCGGCUGGAGUGCGCCUGAGCGAUCGGAAUUUCCUGAAUGGUGCACGUCACAGCGUCUACUAUGUUCGCGAUAACAACACGGCCAUCCUCUUAAUCGACCGUGAGCCCGUCCAAUUGCUACCAAUUCCGGGAAUACCGAUGCAAGACGAGGACGAAACUCCGGGUGCCACAGAGAUACAGCUUGGUGGAUUGAACACCACCGAUUCGCGAUUUACCGCCUAUAAAGGAUACACCGGCUGCCUUAGCAACGUCGUGAUAUCGAUCAAUGGAGGCACCGACAUGAAACCGCUAGAAGAAUAUAUGCUCUUUACAAAACAGGGCAGUGAGACCGUGCGGGCGACGAUACCCGCCGGCGUUAGAAGUGCUCAAUGUGCGGUCUUCCAUGUUCAACCAGGCGGUUUUGAACCACCUAAGAACGACAGCGUGGGCCGUGACAAAGCGUGGGUCGAGGAUCCGCCGGAAAAAAUCCUUUACAAAUCGCAGUAUUCGGACGCUACUCAGGAGGAGCAGGGUGCGGGAACAUACAUCUUCAUAGCCCUGUGCUGCGUCUUCGUGGCCGCGGUGCUCGGUUGUAUUUACGAGGUGUGGCGAAGCGCACGCAAGGAUCGUCAACGACGACGCGACGAGGCCUCGGAAGCGGUUGCGACCACCGCUUCCGAUCCGCACAGAUGGCAGCCGCAGUACACGGAAUCCCUGGUCACUGCGAGCGGCGUGAAAACGGUCGGCUUCAAAAACGUGAUGGACGACGACAAGAGGCCGAAUGGGACUCACGUGAAAGUGUCCAAUGCCAAAGAAUACAAAUCACUGCCGAAUACGGAACCGAAGGACUUAAUGAACGAUAAAAAAGUUCACAUAAAAGCAGACGAAGAACCAGAGAAAAAGGAGCUCCUAGGGGUAAAUACAGGCACCGUCAUUAAACCUGUGAAACCAAACCCAUUCUCAAUGGAAGAUCUGAGAGAGGAACCCGAGCUGGAAGAACGCGAGGAAGAAGAGGAGGAGGAAGAAGAGGAAGAGGACACUCAGGAGUCGGAGGCAGCAGCAGAGGACAAAGAGCAACCGCAUCAGCAAGAGGAGCAAAAGGAUGCGAGUAACGAUCAAGAUGACGAGCUUCUCGUUAUGCCGGUAAGAAACAAGACGGCAAGAAGAGCUUCCUUGACUGACGAAUUGGACCCAGACGAAACGGAGGCCUUGCUCGAGACGAACUUUUCCGUGACAGGUUUGAAUGAGAUCAAAACCGAGCGCGUAAUACUGAGAGCAAGUGACACCACGAAAAGCGCAGUGCCGAAGAGACCGAUGAGUCUCGCUCUCAACGCGCCGCUCAGAAAACUGCGCGGUGUAGUUCGGCCCGAGAAGGUCACGGUGAAGUUGAUCAAUGGUGACGAAGUGAGUCUCCAGUCUCAAGGCAGAGGCUACGUCGGCGUCGCCGAUCGCGCUUAAUCAAAUCGACACAAACAAUUUAUCAAAUUGACGACAAUAAUUGAGUUCCCAAAAGUAGUCGCGCGUUUUUCGACUAUUAUAAAUAUCGCGUGAAGCGAUCUUAAAGCGCUCUUAAACGACAAUCACGUAUAACUUAUUAAUAUAAAUAUAAAACAUACAAUAUAAAUUUUAAGAUAAUAUACAAUUUAGCUGUAGUAUGAGAGUAGCAAGAUAGCUUUUUAGACAAUAACAUAAAUCUAUACUGUGGUGACUUUUUUUAGUUAAUUACGUGGCAUCGGAUAUAAUUAGAUAUAUUCUAAAAAUACAAUAUACGAAUUUUUAAUCAAUGAAAUCUUAUUUUAUUUUAAAAGAUUAUUUUAAGACUCUAGUGCCUCUAAAAUAACUUGAUAACAAGAUAAAAGUAACAUUGAGAGUAAAUUUUCAACGAAUACGUAUGACAUAAGACGAUAACCCAUAUGUAUAUUCAAGAUAAAGAAUCACGUAGUUUUAUUUUUAAUUUUUUUUUAAGGAGAUAACGAGCUAAAAGUAACAUACCCAUAUAUUCGAGAUAAAGAAUCACGUAGUUUUAUCUUUAAGAUAUUUAUGUGUAAUUUUUCAUUUUUUUCGUUUUUGCAACAAAUUCCUGUGUCCCGAAAAUACAUUUUAUGUCUAUUUGAAUCUUGUGAAAGGGUUUUCAAUUCCGUUCUGUCAUUUUGGAGAAAUCUCUACGAUUGCAAUGUGUUGAUAAUUCCGAUCUUCCAGCAUCGCCUUAAAAUAAUCUUUUAAAAUAAAAUAUUAUUUUAUUGAUUAAAUAUUCGUAUAUUUUUAAAAUAUAUCUGAUUAUAUCUGAUAUGCCACGCAAUUAACUAAAAAAAGUCACCAUAGCAUAAUUAUGUUAUUGUCAUCGACCGCAGUGUACACUAAAAAGAUAAAACUAUUCAGAUAUUAAUAAAAUUCUGAACAAAUAUCACGAAUUUGAAGUCUUUAAGAACUUAGAGAUAUAAUAAUUCUAAUGGUUUGCUUUACGUGUACACUCGCGAGUCUGUUUUAGUUUGAUUUCGCUGCUUCGUGCAAUCGUACAAAAUGUGGCGUUUGUGUGCUUUUGGUGGCGAUCACACAAAAUAAUCAUGCGAUAUACAUAUAUGCCUGAUAUAUUAAAGUCUAAGGUAUUCAAAUCGGAUUUUAGAUAAUUCGGAUUUUCGCGAUAUGCUUUGUGAAUUUUAAUUGUAUCGCAAAAAUUCGAAUCAUCUAAAAUCCGAUUUGAAUACUUUCGACUUUAAUAUAUCAGGCAUACUUUCAGCACAGGGAUUGGUCUAAUGUUGAGGAGAGUGUUAUACCGUUAGAUUCCAUUUUAAAACAUG
Wasmannia auropunctata (little fire ant) is the source of this 7957-nucleotide messenger RNA. RefSeq lists its product as uncharacterized. Gene Ontology annotation, molecular function: serine-type endopeptidase inhibitor activity. The record is from RefSeq and is a predicted model, not a curated record. The coding region runs from base 507 to 6617 and encodes 2036 amino acids. NCBI's taxonomy places the organism in Eukaryota, Metazoa, Arthropoda, Insecta, Hymenoptera, Formicidae. The transcript has 26 exons.